AUGGCAAAAGAAGCUUCUUCUGGAUCUGCUGAAUCAGCCUCGAUCUUUAACCCCUGCAGUCCUAAAUCCACGCUGAUCUCUCUCAAUAUGUCAAACAUCACCAAAUUAACCCCGACGAACUUCAUUACCUGGAGGUUGCAGGUUCGUACUCUCCUUGAGGCGGAUGAACUUCACUGGUUCAUCGUUGAUGAUUCCUAUAUCCCUGAAGAAACAGUCAAACCUUCUAACGGUCCUGAGUUUGCCGCCUGGCAACGCCAAGACAAGAUGUUGUAUAGUUCUCUUCUUGGUUCACUAUCUCUUGCGAUUCAACCAAUUGUUGCAAGAGCAACCACGUCUCGUGAAGUAUGGGAGAUUUUUCAUCGUACCUAUGGUAAACCAUCCAGUGGUCAUAUCAAACAACUCAAACAAGAAAUCAAGCAUCUCACCAAGGACAACAAGUCUAUUAAUGAGUACAUGCGAAUCAUCGUUGACAAAACUGAUCAACUUGCGCUUCUAGGUGCGGCCAUGGAACAUGAAGACCUGCUUGAUGUUAUCACCGGUGGUCUUGGUGAUGACUACAGAGCAAUUGUGGAGAUGUUCAAUGGUCGUGAUGUCCCAAUCUCCAUUGAUGAGCUCCAUGAAAAGCUUUUCAAUCGUGAAAACACUCUGCAUAGUGAAGAAGUCAUCCCCAACUCUGCUCGUGUCACGGCAAAUAAUGCUCAGUUCCGUUCUUAG
Camelina sativa (false flax) is the source of this 714-nucleotide messenger RNA. NCBI's taxonomy places the organism in Eukaryota, Viridiplantae, Streptophyta, Magnoliopsida, Brassicales, Brassicaceae. The record is from RefSeq and is a predicted model, not a curated record.